UACCGCGAGAGUUGGUGGCCGGCCUCUCGCGCGAGGGAGCUAGGAGUCGGUGAAUCUGGUAGCGCCGCUCCCGCCCCCAGGGCGGCACCCGCCCAGCUGCCUGCGCCGCGGGACUUGGGGGGCAGCUGCUGAGCCUGUCCGGGCUGCGCCUCCAGCUACAGCCGGACCCGCUGCGCGCCAGGCCCUCAGCAUGGGGAAGAUCGGGCUGCAGCUGAAGGCUACUCUGGAAAACAUUACAAACCUCAGACCGGUGGGGGAAGAUUUUCGCUGGUACCUGAAGAUGAAAUGUGGGAACUGCGGUGAGAUUUCUGAAAAAUGGCAAUACCUGCAAUUAAUGGACAGCGCUCCUCUUAAGGGAGGCAGAGGGAGUGCCACUAUGGUGCAGAAAUGCAAGCUGUGCUCCAGAGAGAAUUCCAUUGAUAUCUUAAGAGAUACAAUCAAGCCUUAUAAUGCUGAAGACAGUGAGAAGUUUAAGACAGUAGUGGAGUUUGAGUGCCGAGGUCUUGAGCCAGUUGACUUUCAACCACAGACGUGUAUCCACAACAAAAUGAGACUGAAAGGCAGAGCAAGACUUGCUGAAGGCAUCAGUAGUCUCUUUUGCAAAACACAGCUGAAAAUACUGAGUUAAAGGGUCUCUCUGAGCUGUAAACCGAGACAGGUAAGAGAGUUUCAGAAGGGAUAGCUAUGGAUUUUGCUUGGCGGUAGUGAGACUUGGUGACUGGUGUGUUUGGUCCAUCUGUGGGUUUGUCUGGCUGUUUGUUCUCUGUGUACAGGCUGUGUAGCUGGGCCCUGGGCCCCUUAGUAAGUAGCUGGAACAGGUCUGUUUGGUGUCUUGGUGAGGUGGAGUGGUUCUGACCCUUGGAACGUUGAUCAGCCCAGUUGCUUGAAGUCUGAAUUGGUUAAUUGCUCCCUGAUGGGGAGGGGCCGAGCUGAGCUAAGCAGAGAGAUUUCGAGUCACUUGCUAGCAAUGUUGAGAGCGACAGACUAAGGCAACUAACAGAAAAGUUUCAGAGGGAGCUGUGUGGGGGGGGGAGGGAGGAGAGCUUUCCUUCCAGGAUCAGCUCUAUGUGCAAUUUCAAGACAGCCAGUGAUGUAACAGUGGUGGUGACCUGCAACAGAUAUACCAUGUUUUCUUUCCUGCCUGAAGCCAGAAGGGACUUACUGUGCACGAAGUGCAAGUUGAUGGCUAUACUGGAAGAAAAGAUUCUUGAACUGGAAGGGCAAGUGGAGCUGCUACUGAGAAUCAAAGAAGCUGAUGAAUUCCUAGACAGAGAGAUUUGGGAAAUAUGAGUACCCCAGGUUCAAGGGAGAAAGAAGCUGACCACCAAGAAAUUGGAGAAAGAAGUUUGAAAAGAGGCUUGGCAGCUCAUCAGAGGCAAGGUGGCCAUUCUACAUGGCUGGAGACAGAUGAGGAUGGGCAGGCUGUGGCACCACAGAGCAGUGGACUGGAAGGAGUUCCACACAACGACUGCUUAAAAACUGACCUGGUUUAGAAGGGAAGUAAAGGCAACCACAGGAAAAAAUAUUUAACAAAUGGAAGAAAGGGGAAGUUGAUAGUAACUAAUAUAAAUCAAACUAGGAAUUGUUGACAAUUGAUAAGGGAUGCAGAGUGACACAAGGAGAAAAUUGUAGCUAGGAGACUGAAGGACAAUAAGGAGUUUAGGUAUAUUAGGGACAAAAAGAAUACUAACCAUGACAUUGGUCCCUUACUAGAUGGAAAUGGUAGAAUUAUCAGUAAUAAUGCAAAAAAUACACAAGUGUUCAAUAAAUAUUUCUAUUCUGUAUGGGGGGAAACAGAUAUAAUAUAUGAUGAUGAUAACUCUUUCCAUUCCACUAGUAUCUCAGGAAGAUGUGAAAUAACAGCUACUAAAGUUAGACUUUUUAAAACAGCAGGUCCAGAUAAUGUGACUCCAAGAGUUUUAAAAGAGCUGGCUGACGUGCUUGUGGGAUGGUUAAUGUUGAUUUUUUCAAUAAGUCUUGGAAAACUGGGCAAGAUGCAGAAGACUGGAAGAAAGCUUAAUGUUGUACCGAUAUUUUAAAAGGUUAAAUAGAAUGAUCUGAAUAAUUGUAGGCCUGUCAAUCUGAUAUGGUUCCCGGAUAAGCUAAUGGAGCAGCUGAUACAGGACUCUAUUAAUAAAGAAUUAAAGGAGGGUAAUAUAACAAAUGGCGAUUUGAGUUUAUGGAAAAUAGAUUCUGUCAAACUAACUUGAUAUCUUGUUUUUUAUAAUGAGAUUACAAGUUUGGUUCAUAAUGGUACUAGUGUUGAUGCAAUAUACUUGGACAGACUCCUGUAAGGUGUUUGACUUGGUACCCCACAACAUUUUGAGAACUAGAACAGAAAAUUAACAUGGCACAUAGUUAGUUUUAAUCAAUUUAAUAACAGAUAGGUCUCACAGUGUAAUUGUAAAUGGGGAAUCAUGAUUGAGCAGGUGUUUCUAGUGGGUACCAUAGGGAUUGGUUCUUGGCCCUGUGCUAUUUAACAAUUUUCAGUGACCUAGGAGAAAACAAAAUCAUCACUGAUAAAGUUUGCAGAUGACCCAAAAAUGGUGUAAAUAAUGAAAAAGACAGGUCACUGAUACAGAUUGAUCAGGAUCACUUGGUAAACUGGGCACAAGCAAACAAUAUGCAUUUUAAUAUGGUUUAAAUGUUAUAUGCCUAAGAACAAAGAAUGUAGGCCAUAUUUGCAGGAUGGGGUCUCUAUCUUGGGAAGCAGUGAUUCUGAAAAAGAUUUGGGGAUCAGCUGUGGUCAAAAGGCCUAAUGUGCUCUUUGAAUGCACAAAAGAGGAAUCUCAAGUAGAUGUAGAGAGGUUAUUUUACUAUUUUUGGCACUGAUGCAAGCACUGCUGGAAUACUGUGUCCACAGUUCAGGAAGGAUGUUGAUAAAUUGGAGAGGGUUCAGAAAAGUCACAGGAAUGAAUAAAGGAUUGGGAAACAUGCCUUUUUAAUUAGACUCCAAGAGUUCAAUCUGUUUAGCUUAACCUUCACUUUGAGGGGUGACUUGAUCUAUAACUACCUACGUGGGGAAUAAAUAUUUGAUAAUUGGCUCUUCAAUCUAGCAGAGAAAAGUAUAACAUAGUCCAAAGGCUUGGAAGUUGAAGCUAGAUAAAUUCAGAGUGGAAACAAAGCAUACAUUUUUAAGUGAUGGUAAUUAACUGUUGGAACAAUUUACGAAGGGUUGUGGUAGAUUUUUCCAUCACUGAUCAUUUUAAAAUAAUGAUUGUAUUGUUUUCUAAAAUAUAUGCUCUAGGAAUUAUUUUGGGGAAGUGUGAUAGUUUGUAUUAUACAGGUCAAAGUAGAUGAUCAUAAUGGUCCCUUCAGGCCUUGGAAUCUACAGUUCUCCUCCUGCUGUCAGCUAUUGGUUUGCUUGUGUCUGGUCAUGGUCUACAUAAGCUAACUCCCUGCUAUAUAUAACAUAUUAUUCCAGUAGGAUUAGGAGUAAAUUGCGUAGACUGACUAAUGAAAACCUGUGCUUUAUCCUUCCUGCAGUGACAUUGUACUAAAUUUAUUAUUGUUCUGGGUCAUUUUCUAAUAUGUGGGAGGGGAAAAUUCAAGUCUGAGUUCUGUUAUAAACAGCAAUGCAAUAGAAUAGGUCAUAAAAAUGUAAAAUUAUUUUUAAUAAAUAUAAUUAAAACUUA
Messenger RNA from Caretta caretta (loggerhead turtle), 3635 nucleotides. The record is from RefSeq and is a predicted model, not a curated record. Lineage: Eukaryota; Metazoa; Chordata; Testudines; Cheloniidae.